This is a messenger RNA of Humulus lupulus (European hop), 996 nucleotides long. Its product is annotated as actin-depolymerizing factor. Lineage: Eukaryota; Viridiplantae; Streptophyta; Magnoliopsida; Rosales; Cannabaceae. Gene Ontology annotation, biological process: actin filament depolymerization. The transcript has 3 exons. The record is from RefSeq and is a predicted model, not a curated record. Gene Ontology annotation, molecular function: actin filament binding. Bases 291 to 731 code for a protein of 146 amino acids. Gene Ontology annotation, cellular component: actin cytoskeleton; cytoplasm.
AAUAGAAAUAAAAUGGAAUUGAGUUAAGGCACCGUUUUGUUCAUUUCCUCUCCUUACAUUAAGAAUCUUCCACCUUUUGUUAUUUUCAACACUUUUUCCUCAGAAUUUAAGAAAAGCUAAUUAGAAUAUUGUAAUCUUGUUUGCUUGUUUUCACUGUUUUUCUUGGUGCAAUACCAUUCUCUCUUCCUGUUUUUCUUUUCCAUCUUUCUGAUCCUCCAUAACUCAUCCACCACACCCACCCUAUUCUCUCUUCUCUGCUCUUCUCUCGCCACAACACUUUGUUUGCUGCCAUGUCUUUCAGAGGUUUCAGUCGGCCAAAUGCUUCAUCUGGAAUGGGCGUUGCUGAUCACAGCAAAAACGCUUUCAUGGAACUGCAGAGGAAGAAGGUUCACCGCUAUGUGAUCUUUAAGGUUGAUGAAAAGAAAAGGGAAAUUUUGGUUGAAAAGACUGGUGGCCCAGCUGAGAGUUAUGAUGAUUUCACUGCAGCCUUACCUGAGAAUGAUUGCCGAUAUGCUGUUUAUGAUUAUGAUUUUGUGACCUCUGAGAACUGUCAAAAGAGCAAGAUAUUCUUCAUUGCAUGGUCUCCCUCAACUGCUCGAAUUCGCUCCAAGAUGCUCUACGCCACAUCCAAAGACAGGUUUAGAAGGGAGCUGGAAGGCAUCCACUAUGAGAUUCAGGCUACUGAUCCAACAGAGAUGGAUCUUGAUGUAAUCAGGGAACGGGCGAAUUGAGCUACUCUCACUCUGGAAAAGCUUUUCCUCCUUCAAAAGCAAAGGAUUCUCUAUUUUCUGUCAGUUAAUGCUCCCAGCUGCUGCUAUAAUCAUUAUACACCCAAUUGUUUGAAUGUAUUUUGCCAAUCUGAUGAAUAAACUGGCAUGUUGGUGGGGUGUGAAAGCUGGGCUAAUGUUAUCUACUUGCUGAAAAAAUUUGGUUACUUUUACUUCCCAGAUGUAGAUCAGUACUUUAUGGAUAUAUAAUAUAUCUCCUUUUAUGAAA